This is a messenger RNA of Rhinichthys klamathensis goyatoka, 973 nucleotides long. RefSeq names its product Tax1 (human T-cell leukemia virus type I) binding protein 3 (gene tax1bp3). Bases 96 to 473 code for a protein of 125 amino acids. The transcript is spliced from 4 exons. NCBI's taxonomy places the organism in Eukaryota, Metazoa, Chordata, Actinopteri, Cypriniformes, Leuciscidae. Gene Ontology annotation, cellular component: postsynaptic membrane; postsynaptic density; adherens junction. The record is from RefSeq and is a predicted model, not a curated record. Gene Ontology annotation, biological process: neurotransmitter receptor transport postsynaptic membrane to endosome; neurotransmitter receptor transport, endosome to postsynaptic membrane. Gene Ontology annotation, molecular function: protein binding.
ACACCGUCACCUCACUCACAUUAUUAUCAGUGAAAAAUCACUGAAAUAAACACCCAGGAGAACAAACAGGGAAUAAAAGUUUUAACGAGCAGAAAAUGUCGUUCAUACCCGGCCAGCCUGUCACCGCUGUUGUGCAACGAAUUGAGAUUCAAAAACUACGGGAAGGCGAUAAUUUAAUACUAGGAUUCAGCAUUGGAGGGGGAAUCGACCAAGAUGCAAGCCAGAAUCCAUUUUCUGAAGACAAGGCAGACAAGGGAAUCUAUGUCACACGUGUGUCUAAAGGUGGACCUGCAGAAGUGGCUGGUCUCAGGAUAGGAGACAAAAUUAUGCAGGUGAAUGGCUGGGACAUGACCAUGGUGACACAUGAUCAGGCACGUAAAAGACUCACCAAGAAGAAAGAAGAUGUGGUCAGGCUUCUCAUCACUAGAAAAUCCCUGGAGGAAACAGUCAGGCAUUCCAUGAUGCAACACUAAUGCACAACACACUCAUUGAGCUAAUUGAAUGUCCUUAUUGGUAAAUCUCAUGUUCAGAGCAUAUUUUAACUAAUAAGAAACAAACAGCUUCUCUCAGCCAAAGAGCGUUGACAAGAAAGCCUUACUUGAUCAGUCACCUCUGUUAAAGAUCAUUUAUCAUGUAUUGAACUGUAACUGAACUGAACCAGCGUAUGUAUGAAUGAUCACUCUCAAAGUACAAUGUAAAGAUUGUGGUUUGCAUUUCAUAAUUUGCUAUACUAAUUUCCAUUUAUCUAUACUUUAUACUAAAUACUACACUAUAUGUACUGCAUAUACUCCUGAAUGUAUCAUGGUGCCUGUAAACUCCAUAUCAUUUAAUUCAUAAUCUCAAGGGCUACAGUGAAUUGUUCACCUCAUUUCUCUUUGCUUCAUCAACAAAUACAGCUACAUAUACAUCUUUAAUGAAUCAAGUAUUAACAGCCAGAAUACAGCGGUACUUUAAUGACCACUAAUUUUUCUAA